Molecule: messenger RNA, 1835 nt
Organism: Daucus carota subsp. sativus
Lineage: Eukaryota; Viridiplantae; Streptophyta; Magnoliopsida; Apiales; Apiaceae
Product: O-fucosyltransferase 23
Exons: 3
Coding region: 279-1613 (444 amino acids)
Biological process (GO): pollen-pistil interaction
Source: RefSeq, a predicted model, not a curated record
GUACUGACUGUUUGGACUUUUGGCCAUCUGUGUUUGCUUUCUUGAUUUAGAUUUACAAUCAUCUAUCAGCUUUCUCAUCUGGGUUUUCUUAGAACCUGAAUUUCUCAUCUUUUAAGCACUGUUGGAUUCAAGAAUUUAAAGCUUCUUCAUGGGAUUUUUUGACUUUUUCUUGGUACAAACUGGCAUUGCCCAUCUUUCUUUGCUCCCAUAACUGUUUUAAUCAGUGUGGAUUGUGAUUAGAAUGAUUUGAUUUCUGGGGUUUCAAGAUUGAAUCUCAAAUGGAUUUGUCACCAUAUAAGCAUUUGAGAUUCUUGGGGUUAAAUGUAAAUUCUGCCGCGUUCAAGUGUUUAGUUUUAUUGGUUGCUGCAUUUGUGUUUACUACUGUUAUGCUUCCUUCCUUUUCUGGAUUUGGUGGGAUUGCACCGCACAAAUCUGCGAUUGUUCAUGGUUUAUUGAUGGGCUCAGAUUCCGGGAUUAAGAAAAGGCGGUUCAUAGAGGUUCCUCAGAUUGUUUGGGGGUUAAAUAAUCAGAAAAUUGCUUUUGCGAGAGCUUGCUUAACUGCUAGGAUGAUGAAUAGAACUUUGUUGAUGCCUAGUUUAAGUGCUUCUUUAUUUUACAAAGAAGUUGAUCUCUUGAAACCUAUAUCAUUCGAUAAGGUUUUCAAAUUCGAAAAAUUUAAUUCGCUUUGUGAUGGUUUUGUUCAAUUGGGUCGAUAUUCAGAACUAUCAAAUCGCAGUGAUGUUGCUGUACUUGAAAAGGGGACUGGAAGAAAGUGGACUAAUGAAAGAGAUUUGGAUCAGUUGAGGCAAUUUAGCAACGAUUCCUAUGAUGCUUAUGAAACGAUUAAAGUAGUGGGGAAAAACCCAUUUUUGUGGCAUGACCACUGGCCAGUAAGUGACUAUGCAAGAGUUUUUGAGUGCUUGGUUCUUGUUGAUGAAAUAUCAAAUGAAGCUGAUAGGGUUGUCUCCAGGAUUAGAGAAAUUGGAAGAAGAUUUAGCAGCGAAGUCGAAUCUUUACAAAAUGGAGGUAGUACAGAGAGCUCGGUGGAGCCAGUUUCCUAUAUAGCUGUGCACAUGAGAAUAGAGAAAGACUGGAUGAUUCACUGUAAGAAACAAGAGCAGAGAUUACAUUUAAGUGAAAUAUGUAGCAGUAAACAGGAAAUUAUGGAGAAAGUUGACAGAAUUGUGGGGAUCAAAAGGCCAAUCGUAGUUUACCUUGCCGUAGCUGAUAGUCUUCUUGAAGACACCUCUAUUUUGGAAGGCUGGAAGGAAGGAUUACUCCCUUUUGAAAAAAAGAAACUGGGCGUUGAAGAGAUCUACAAGAAGCAUUCAUAUCUCAUUCAGUCAGCAAUCGACUAUGAAGUAUGCUUACGGGCCAAUGUGUUUGUGGGAAAUAGUUUCUCCACAUUUUCAAGUCUGGUCGUCCUGGAGAGAACUCAAAAAAUGAUCAGAAUUGGCACUUCAACCCCAUGCAGCAGCAAUGCAAGGUGGCCUUCUUAUGCCUACAAUAUACGCACGGAUUCUAGGAGCAAGGGUCCCCAGCGAUGGAUGACAAAUAUGUCAGAUACAAGCCUUCUGGCAAUUAGUUAUGGUUCUAAUCAUACCUCUUGCUAAUUUUUUCGCUUUUGAUGCACCAGCAUCGCUUAGUUGGGGAUACACAUGGAUUGCUGCCUUGUGGUGGUUCUGUCGAUAACUCUGGUAUACUCAGUUUUUUUUCUUUUUUACACAAGAAAUUGUAGAUGGUGGGAGUAGAAUCUAUACAUAUUACAUACACUAAGCUUACUCUAGUUAGAAUUUGAAAUCUUGAUUGUUCAACUCUAUUGGUUUUCUUUGUCA